Messenger RNA from Cucurbita pepo subsp. pepo (vegetable marrow), 432 nucleotides. NCBI's taxonomy places the organism in Eukaryota, Viridiplantae, Streptophyta, Magnoliopsida, Cucurbitales, Cucurbitaceae. The record is from RefSeq and is a predicted model, not a curated record.
AUGUCUGAAGCUGACGCAAACAAUCUUAUUAAGAAGUAUGACAAAAAUGGCGAUUCAAUCCUCACCAAGGAUGAGCUAACCGCAAUGAUCCUUGAACAAGCAUCUCAACAACAAGGACCUCCUAAGGAUAUUGUGUGCAAACCUAAGAAAAAACCCGCUAAGGUUCCCGAAGAUAAGGGCUUACAUAUGAGGCUCAGUCGGAGCGAGAUUAGAGAUAUCUUCUUAGAGCAUGAUAUUGACGGCGAUGGCUAUCUCAACGUAAGUGAGCUAACAAAAGCCUUUAGCUUCAUAGGUUCGAUGCUUCCACUCUACAAAGCUCACUAUGGUCUAAACUAUGCUGAUGCUGAUGGUGAUGGUCGUAUCAGUGAGGAAGAGCUCGGAAAACUCGUUGAUUAUGCCGAGAGAGUUAGUCGAAGGAAAGGGUUUUGUUAA